This is a messenger RNA of Thlaspi arvense, 891 nucleotides long. The record is from the annotation of a GenBank genome assembly. NCBI's taxonomy places the organism in Eukaryota, Viridiplantae, Streptophyta, Magnoliopsida, Brassicales, Brassicaceae.
AUGUCGCUUAUUGUGUUAUCUAGGUGUAUUUUUACAAGAAAAAUGGCCAAAGCUAGAAGGGCUAGACGCAGGGUUUCUGCUCGACGGAUCAGAGCAAGGCCAUACAAGUUCACAUCGUCAAAGCGAGUUUUAGGGAGGAGCGUGUUUGCAAGCAACUGUCCAAAGGUGAUGGAGAAGAAUGAGUGGGAGGAUGCUGUGUGUUCGGUCUGUAUGGAGUGUCCUCACAAUGCUGUUCUUCUCCUCUGUUCAUCUCAUGAUAAGGGUUGUCGUCCUUAUAUGUGUGGAACUAGCUUCCGAUACUCCAAUUGCUUAGAUCAGUACAAGAAGGCGUCGGCUAAACUCAUGCCAUCGCAUCAGCAACCGAUUGAUAGUAAGUCUGAGCUUUCCAAUCUAAAGUGCCCGCUUUGUAGGGGCCAGGUCAAAGGUUGGACAAUUGUGCAGCCUGCAAGAGACGAUCUGAAUCUAAAGAGGAGAAGCUGUAUGCAGGAGACUUGCUCUUUUGCUGGAACCUUCAAGGAGCUGAGGAAACACAUGAAAAAAGACCACCCUUGUGCUCAGCCGCGUGAAGUGGAUCCUGACGUUGAGCAGAAAUGGAGGAGGUUCGAGGUUGAGCAGGAGCGUAACGAUGCUUUUGGGGCAUCAGGAAACAACAACACAAGGCGCUCUGAUACAACAACUGGUCUUGCAUCUGACACAUCCCAUGAGCUAGCAUCGGAUGCAAAUGAGUUAGUGAUCAACCAGAGCGAUGUGGAAUCCUCUGGACCGGAGGAGGAUGGGGCUAUGUCGUUGGCAAACCGGAUCAGGAGCCAAAGAAGGGUUCUCCUGGGAAGAUCAGUUAGUAGGAGACGUAGAGAUAGAGAAGCUAACCAGAACUCAGACCAUCCUAGAUGA